This is a messenger RNA of Aspergillus fijiensis CBS 313.89, 1362 nucleotides long. RefSeq names its product putative GPI anchored protein. The record is from RefSeq and is a predicted model, not a curated record. The coding region runs from base 1 to 1251 and encodes 416 amino acids. The transcript has 2 exons. Lineage: Eukaryota; Fungi; Ascomycota; Eurotiomycetes; Eurotiales; Aspergillaceae.
AUGUUGUUCGCACCCCUCCUGGCCUACGUCGUAUGGCCAUCCUUUGCCGAAUUCGUCACCGCAAAUGUAUCGACGUCCGACAUCACGCAAUCCGAUCAGAUCAUACAGCGCAAUGCUCUCAUUGAGUCAUACCUUGGCCAUCGGCCCAUACGGGGGGUCAGGAAGAUGAGCGACGAUGAGGGCGAAAAGUUCUUCAUGGAUUAUUGGCAAUUUGAUGACGACGACGACGAGAACUAUUAUACGAUCGGCAACUCGUCCAACACCGCCGAUGAGUUGACGUCGCCAGCAAGACGUUCUGAGAAUCUACAAACGACGGAGGAAAUCGACUUUCAACCACAGACAUACCCCUUCAACCCCUCGUACUGGAGUGGUUUGGAAGGCGAGGGGCGCGGUUGGAGGGCGGAUUUCUCACCGCUUCUUCGGCGGGACUUCCGUUGUCCGAGCGGCACCUCCAACUGCACAUCGAUCGACCGGCCCGACAGCUGCUGCAGUACGGAUGAUACGUGCGUCCUGGUCAAGGACACCGGGUCCGGGGACGUGGGCUGUUGUCCGAAGGGCAAGACCUGCUCGGGCACCAUCGGCUCAUGUUCCGAGGGGUACUCCAGCUGCCCGUCAUCCAUGGGCGGCGGAUGCUGCAUUCCAGGCUAUGAGUGCGUUACUGGUGGCUGUAACUCGACCGUUAUGCUGUCUACCUCCACACAGACAGUCGCGACUACCAACACGCUAUCCACGGGGGAUCUGAUUCCUCCCGCACGGCCUACGAGUGUGUCCACGGCCACGAGCUCCAGCACCAGCAAGACUACCAGCACCGCCACUGUGUCAGUCUGUCCGACGGGUUUUUAUGCCUGUUCGGCAUAUUACCAGGGUGGGUGCUGCCGGACGGGUCGCGAUUGCGACACCACAUCUUGUCCGGCGACGCCCUCGACGACUAUCGCUAGUGAUGGAGUCACUAUUGUGGUCCCGGUGAUCACUGCGACGGGAACCGCCACAGCGGCAACCAGCAGCAGCAGCAGCAGCAGCAGUAUGGGCCGAUGCGCGAGUGGGUGGUUCAGUUGCGCCGAUACAGUUGGGGGUGGUUGCUGCCCGACGGGAUACCGGUGCGGCUCCAGCUGUACGGCAGUCUCGACGGCCACGGAGACUGUCUCGAAGGAGCAACCGACGAGUGGAAGUCAAAAGAGAGGGGUGUCAAGAGGGAUGGCAGGAGUGAGCAUCGUAGUUGCAGUAACUCUGACAGUUCUAAGCAUGAGCUGAUAGCCUUUUAAGUUAGUUAUAACGAAAGAUAUGAGAUCACGGACGGUUAAAUGAAAGCCCAAGCCGACAGGCAAUGCGGAAAAAUGUAAAAGUAAUCGAUGGCUCACGGAU